Coprinopsis cinerea okayama7#130 is the source of this 372-nucleotide messenger RNA. RefSeq lists its product as hypothetical. The coding region runs from base 1 to 372 and encodes 123 amino acids. Lineage: Eukaryota; Fungi; Basidiomycota; Agaricomycetes; Agaricales; Psathyrellaceae. The record is from RefSeq and is a predicted model, not a curated record. The transcript has 3 exons.
AUGGGAGGAUUUACGCAUCAUAUUAUUGCAAAGCGUUUAGCCGCCUCUGGACGCCACAACGCGCUCGAGCUGGCGCAGCUCUGCCCCAACCUUCCAGCCUUCCCAUCGCCCAGCGCUUCUUCAAUGAUGCAUCUUUGUUACUUCCUCACUCUUCUUGCAGAUCCACAGCAUUAUUUACGCCUCUUCUAUCUUCACUUGCCAUACACACUUACACAUUUGGGCCUUUCAGCUUUCGCAGAUAGGCGCCGUAUCAAAGCAGAUGACCACCACCGUGGUCCUCUAUCAUCCGGACAGCCCCCGUCGCUAUAUCCAGAUGAUACUGGUGAUUUGGGAGCGAUGCUCAAGCUUCUCAACCCGAUUCAGCAAGUUUAA